ACACUCCAAGCACAAUCAGGCAUGAUAAUGUUAGGGCUAUCGUCCUUUUGAUCAAUACAAGCCAAUAUCUAGUAAUUUUCUGUGAGCUUUGGACACCAUAUCCUAUUUUUAAAGUCAAUUCCAAGCUAUUUCAAAGGAUACUCAUCUUAGACCGGCCAGGACCUUCCAACUACAAGUGGAAGUUGACGCACUGUGGACAGGUGUUGCAAACAAACUCAAACAGUUGCGAGUACAUCUUCAGUCAUGUUGCGUCGUUAUUUCGCUGGGGGUGUUUGCACAAGCAAGGCUUCGAUGGUAGGGAAGACAGUCAUCAUCACAGGGGCAAACAGUGGUAUCGGCAAGGAGUCAGCCUUGGACAUCGCAAGGCGAGGGGCCAGGGUGAUAAUGGCCUGUCGUAACGCAGAAGAGGGGGAGAAAGUAGCCGCUGAGAUUAGAGAGAAAACUGGUAGCACUCAAAUUGUAGUCAGAACACUCGAUUUAGCGUCCCUGACGUCUGUUCGGAAUUUUGCAGAAGAGAUCAAGAGAUCAGAGAACAGGUUGAAUGUAUUAUUGAAUAACGCAGGAGUGAUGAUGUGUCCCCCGAUGAAAACCGCCGACGGUUUCGAGAUGCAGCUGGGCACCAACCAUCUCGGCCAUUUCUUGUUGACAAACCUCCUCUUGGACUUGCUCAAGUCAUCUGCACCGAGCAGGAUUGUCAAUGUUUCAUCUACUGCACAUAAACACGGAAAAAUCCACUUCGAUGACCUGAUGCUUGAGAAGAAAUACGACAGCUGGGGAUCAUACCAACAGAGCAAACUCGCCAAUGUUUACUUUACGACAGAACUCGCCAAAAGACUCGAAGGGACAAAUGUCACAGCGAACUGCUUGCACCCCGGCGUGAUUAGGACCAAUCUGGGUCGACAUCUUAAUAAUGCAGGCUGGAAGGUGGCAACCACCUUGACGUACUUCCCCGCCAAACUUUUCCUGAAAACUCCGACAGAGGGCGCGCAGACAAACAUCUAUCUGUCAGUGUCCGAGGAAGUGGAAGGUGUAACCGGCAAAUAUUUUGCAGACUGCAAAGAGGAGAAGCUAUUGCCUCACGCGAAGGACGACGUAGUUGGGAAAAGGUUAUGGGAAGUUAGUGAGCAGUUGGUUGGAUUUUAAGAUGUAGCUGGAUAGAGGACGAAGCAUCCUGACCUUCAGGCCAACACUCGGCACUAACGACCGAGUUGUGCGACGAGAGGAGGAUUACGACUGACUCUGAGUUUUCGAGGAUGAGGACAAAGAUGCGCCUUGCUUAUUAAUUUUAGACUCCCUGGGCAGCGUCAUCCUAAUUUGGUCUCCUUAUGGGUGAGGGUGAGCAACGAGGCCGGUCCACUGCGUCUGGAGUGUAAUUAAAUUGGAAUGGCCGUAUUACAUUGUAAACAGCAUAGACUAAAUAGGCCAUUUACAAAAAUAAAGUUUGAUAUAUAUAACACAAGCACGCAGCAUGGUUCCAGUGAGGAAAAUGGCAAAAGCAAUUCUUUAUGGUGUAAAAUAAAGGAGGAUUCAGA
Lineus longissimus is the source of this 1532-nucleotide messenger RNA. RefSeq names its product retinol dehydrogenase 14-like. Lineage: Eukaryota; Metazoa; Nemertea; Pilidiophora; Heteronemertea; Lineidae. The coding region runs from base 244 to 1143 and encodes 299 amino acids. The record is from RefSeq and is a predicted model, not a curated record. The transcript has 6 exons.